Messenger RNA from Malus domestica (apple), 1477 nucleotides. RefSeq names its product thaumatin-like protein 1. Gene Ontology annotation, cellular component: extracellular region. Gene Ontology annotation, biological process: defense response. NCBI's taxonomy places the organism in Eukaryota, Viridiplantae, Streptophyta, Magnoliopsida, Rosales, Rosaceae. The record is from RefSeq and is a predicted model, not a curated record.
GACACUCACAUCGCCAUCUUCUAUUUUUGUGUAUGAAUUCCUUAUAAAUAGAGACCCUCAGCUGAUCAUUCAGAUUCUCCCACCACUCCCUCCGCCUUCCUCCUCCUUCUCUCCCACCACUUCCUCCUCCACCAUCCUCCUCCUUCUCCUCCUCUUCCAAUCCUUUUUCUCCACAACAUUUGCCAUUUGCAGACUCUGUUUCUGUGUCAGAGAAACCCAACAUUCGCUGCCAUUUAAGAUUUUCAACAAUCAUUGAAAAAUAAAUUUGCAACCUCUAUGAUUCCCCCAAAUUUGACCAAAAUCCUCAUGGCAGCUCCAUUUUCUUACCACAUCACCUUCCUUCUUCUAAUCAUUACCAGAGGGGUGUCAGCAGCCACAUUCACGUUCACAAAUAAGUGCGACUUCACAGUAUGGCCGGGAAUUCUAGCUAGCUCCGGCAGCGAAAAGCUCGACAGCACCGGCUUCGAGCUCCCCAAAGGCAGCUCCCGCGUUUUCCAAGCCCCUACUGGCUGGUCCGGUCGGUUCUGGGGCCGAACCGGCUGCAGCUUCGACGGUUCCGGUCGCGGUUCGUGUUCAACCGGGGACUGCGGCUCGGGCGAGCUCGAGUGCAACGGAGCUGGAGCGGCCCCGCCAGCCACUCUAGCCGAGUUCACACUCGGUUCGGGUUCUCAAGACUUCUAUGAUGUCAGCCUUGUUGACGGUUAUAACUUACCUAUGAUCGUUCAGGGGAGUGGGGGAUCGGGUGCGUGCGCGUCCACCGGGUGUGUUACGGACCUUAACCGGAGGUGCCCUGCUGAGCUCAAAGCCGAAGGUGGCGGCGCGUGCAAGAGCGCGUGUGACGCGUUUGGAAGUCCGGAGUAUUGUUGCAACGGCGCGUAUGGUUCACCGUCUACAUGCAAGCCGUCCAUGUACUCACAAUUGUUUAAGUCCGCAUGUCCUAAGUCGUAUAGCUACGCUUAUGAUGACGCUUCGAGUACGUUUACGUGUACGGGUGCUGAUUAUACAAUCAUAUUUUGCGCUUCUCUCACUUCGAGUCUAAAAUCUUCAAGAGAUUCGUCUCCACAAACCGAUGAAUCAGGGUCGGGGUCAGGGUCAGAUUCUGGGUCGAACUCAAUAGGUUCUUCAUUGCUAGCCAAUUUGGCCACUGGAGAUUCAACCAAAACCCAACCUUCCACUUCCAUGGCUCUUCAAAGCAUGCUGAUUUUGGUCAUCUCUUUGGCUCUCACAUUUUGACAGUUACAGUAGCCAAUCCUGCCCCAAAUGGCCGACUGCUUGGCAUUGUCGAGAGGAGAGAAACAUACAUGCAACCGAGAGAUGCCAAGGUGGGGAUAGUGAAGGAAAGUUGACGAGAAUCAAUUGUAAACCACCCACGUCCAAAUCCCACAAUAUUCGGUGUUCGAUACAUACACAUACAUAUACUAAUGCAUGACGCAUAAGCAUUUGUUUAGAAAUAAAAAUGUGCCUCAUUUCCCUACAA